AGCGCGCCAGUUCCGAAGUUGCGCCUCUUCAGAAGCGAGAGGCCCUCGUCGUCGCGCUGGGUUUUCCCGCCCGCUUCCUCGUCGCCAACUCGCUAUGCCCGCUGUGGUGACCGAGACCGAAGGCCCUCGCGAGGAGUCCUCCGGCGCGGCGGCGCCGCCUCACGGGGAGCUCCAGUACCUGAGGCAAGUGGAGCAGAUCCUACGCUUCGGGCACAGGAAGGAGGACCGCACGGGCACCGGCACCCUCUCCGUCUUCGGGCUGCAGGCGCGCUACAGCCUCCGAGGUGAGCCUCUCCUCCCUCAGCCCCGGCUCUUUUCUUUCCCCCUCAGCAGAAGGAAACGAGGAGACGCUGCUCCUUCCUGCGAGGGGAUAAUGGCGCCUCUCGGUCCUGUGGAGACGCUCUUUGAUACCUAGCAAUCCGCAAGCGUAGUGGGACUGACGACACCAUAAAAAUAAAGCCCUAAGCUUUUUAAAAAUGUUCGUUCGUGGGGUUUCUUUCCCUGUUUGAGGAAGGAAGGAAUGGACGCCGCCCUGUUUUCACUUCCUCCCAGCAGCAGCAGCAGAGGAAAGACGCCGCGUUUCCCCGCCAAAAACCGGAUUAUUAACGGCAGAGCGCAUUUUGAGUGUUUGUUUAUGUUCGCGCGAUUAUUUCCCUCCCAGCUCUCGACUCCCCGAUUUCAGGAUUAUUGGCACAAGCCAAAAGUUAAAUGUCAGAAUCAUAGCUGUCAACGUUUUCCCUUUUUUAAGGAAUCCUUAUUCGAAUAGGUUCUCAAGAAAGGGAAAACGUUGACAGCUAUGGUCAGAAUCGUACUAUUUCUCUCAUCUUGGGGCCGAGGGGUCUUCGGCUCCCCCCCCUAAAAUAUUUGAGACCCCAAAGUUGAUAGGCAUUGCCAUUCAAAUAGUGUGCGUGCACCACGCCAUGUGAGCUGACCUGCAACCCCCCAUAUUUUAUUUAAGUUGGCACCCCUGUCAUAGACAGUCUGGAGCAAUCCAAACCCAGGACUGCUUCUUUUGAUCCAGGGUGCUGUAGAGGAAAGGGGGGGUCAAGCUGGGAAGUUGGCCCAUCUAGGAGAAGGAAAGCUCUGGUCCUAAACCUCUGCUGCCUUGCGGAAUAUCUUAGGGAGAAGAAAAGGCUAAGGAGGAAACCCUACACAAAUCUGGAGCGGAGUCCCUAAAAUGGCUGGAUGGCACCUUGUAUGCCUCCUUCUGGCAACUCCUGCAGCCAAGCUGGUGCCAGAUGUAUUGCUCUGCUUUCCUUUGGACCACAUCAGUGAAGUCGAGAGGGGGCUCUUGUCUGGACAGCCUUGGAUCUCUAUACAACACUUGCGCCCCUGGGAGGUCACUUUGGCAAUCUGAUGCUUCCUGAAAGGGUGUUUUAACAGGUGCAUAUGAUUCGGUAGACUUCCCUGUCUGCUGGCAGUGAAGCCAGAAACAGGAUAGGCUGUGAAUCCACUGGAUUUUGCUGCUCUGAUCUUACCACCGUAAUAGACCUGGAUAUGACAUAGUAAAUUCUCCCACUGGAGUCCAUUGGCCAGAAGAUAAAAGUUAAUGGGGAACAAAUAAAACCAUAAUCCACCUUCCCUUCCACAAAACAAUUGGGCUUUGGAUGUAACAGUUGGUCUACCAUGGAUUCUUCUUUUCUCUGCCCCUUCCUACAAAUAGAAUUGCUCUGAUCAUAUUUAAUAUAUACAGUGGUACCUCGGGUUACGGACGCUUCAGGUUACAGAUGCUUCAGGUUGCAGACUCCGCUAACCCAGAAAUAGUACCUCGGGUUAAGAACUUUGCUUCAGGAUGAGAAUGGAAAUCGUGCGGCGGCGGCCCGGCAGCAGUGGAAGGCCCUAUUAGCUUCGGGCUAAGAACAGUUUCAGGUUAAGAACGGACCUCCGGAACGAAUUAAGUACUUAACCCCAGGUACCACUGUACUGAUGAAUUACAGGUGUUCUCUUAUCUGCUCUAACUUUCUUAAAAUUUAUUUUCAGAUAAUUUUCCAUUGCUAACAACUAAAAGGGUUUUCUGGAAGGGAGUACUUGAAGAACUACUUUGGUUUAUCAAGGUAUGGUAUAUAAUUGGUAUGUACUAGUAUGCAGCAAUAUUCUAUGUAUUACUUUUAGCUCAGAACUAGUUGAUUUAAAUUUUUACUGUGUGCUAGGUUUGACAAGGUAUGGUGGUCCUUUUUGUGUGUGUUCAAGUCUUCUAUAUCACCCUUGCUAUCUUCCUGUAGUGUUAAAAAACUGCAGAAUGUACUAUCCCACACACAUUUCUGUACAGUACUGCCUUUUUAACAUAAAUGCUCACAGAAUUGCAGAAUUGGAACAGCUCCCAAGGGUCAUCUAAUCCAACCUUCUUCAAUGCAGGAAGCUCAGCUAAUAAUUCUAAGGAAUUCUGGAAGUAUCUUAAAAUUAUGUUCUUAAUUAACAUUAAUAAAUAUUUCUUUUUUUUACCCCACACAGGGUUCUACAAAUGCAAAAGAACUUUCUGCUAAAGGUGUUAAGAUCUGGGAUGCCAAUGGUUCUCGUGAAUUCUUAGACAAACAGGGAUUCUUUUCUAGGGAGGAAGGAGACUUGGGCCCAGUUUAUGGCUUCCAGUGGAGACAUUUUGGAGCUGAAUACAAAGAUAUGCAUACAGGUAAUGACACAUUCCAUUGGUUUCCUGUAUUUAGGUAUCCUCUCUACUGAAGACAGGAUUAACUGCUUAAUUGAAAAUCCAGUAUUCUAGGUACUGAAGAGAUUAUGGUAAAAUAGUGCAUUCAUGCCUUAAAAGAAUACAUUUCCCCCUCUACAGUAAACCCCCCCAGUACAGCUGCUCUGGAUAAGAAUUAAUGUUCCUAAAAGAUGCCUUUCUGUUCAUUUGCUCAUUUCACAUAUUAUUGUGGAGAUUCUUGGGUAAAUAAAAAGUACACAAAAGCAUUUAGUACCUUAGCAGAAAGGUUCUAGACAUGGCUGCAGAGGGCAUGCAUAUAGCUACUAUCACAAUCACUUCCUUCUCACAGACUCCCACCUAUUUUAUGUUAAAGAUGUGGUGGGGGUAAAAGGGUGUCAAAAAUAGUUCUUCGUCAUUCAAGCCACUACCCUCAAUAAUAGUAAAUGGCACACAUAAGUUCAUAUGGAAAUCUGCACUGAGGGAACACAAUAAGCAAAAAGUUAUCAUAAAAGUAGUGUGAAGUCAUAGACUGAAGGGGCAAUAUUACUGCAGGUUCUGUGCUUCAUGAGCAAGGAAGAAGCAGUAGUACCAGAAAAAGCACUGAUGGAUUCAACCUUGCUGUGCAUUCAGAUCCUUUGUGUUUCUUAGUAGAGGAAAACUAUCUCACUAUUAAGUAGUUUUGUAAAUUUUAGUGGGGUAGUAUGAAAAUAAAUUAUAUGAAUUGCCUCCUAAGAAUGAGCCUGACAAUUGACGGUUUCACAGAUAAUUAAAAAUUUAUCAGUUGUCACAUUGUCACACUUUUCCUUCCGUAUUUUCAGAUUACACAGGGCAAGGAGUAGAUCAGCUGCAGCAAGUAAUUGAUACAAUCAGAAACAAUCCAGAUAACAGAAGAAUAAUCAUGUGUGCAUGGAAUCCUAAAGGUAUGGUUAUGGAAUUAAUUAUGUAAUGUCAUUGUACCUUGUAGUUGUGCAUGAUAAUCCUUUUCUCAAAAACAGUGGAAUAGCUUGCAUAUGUUGUUUGUAAACUGACUUCUUGUUGGCUUUUGUAUGCCUUGUGGUUAUGAUCAAAGUAAAAUAUAUUUUAAAUGUAUUUUUAAAUUUAAAAAACACACUCAGCUUUUCUUUAUAAAAUAAUCAACAAACUACUGUGUUCACCUGGGAAAAGGGAUUGUUCUCAAGCUGCCACUACAAUACUCUACACAAAUGUAUUAAGAACUGGUCAGUUCUUUAGAAUUUUGUUUUAACAUUCUUUUUCCGUUUUUGUCAUUUUCUAACAAUGACACACUGUUGCUAUGUUGGGAAAUGGUAAUUGCUAGUUUACAAAACAAAGCCAAUAAGAUCAUACUGUGGGUGGAAUUUUGCCAUUGGACAUAUUGUAAUUUUUGCCGUGUUGUUUGCUUCUCAGAUAUAUCCUCAAUGGCCUUGCCUCCAUGUCAUGCUCUAUGCCAGUUCUAUGUUUUAAAUGGUGAACUCUCUUGUCAGCUGUAUCAGCGUUCUGGAGAUAUGGGAUUAGGAGUACCUUUCAACAUUGCCAGUUACUCAUUGCUCACUUCAAUGGUUGCCCAUGUUACAGGCUUGAAGGUAUUUUUAAUGCUUUUAUCUAUUUCCAUUUUCAAAAUAAAAAAUAAAUAAACUAGAAAGAAUGUAGUAGUAUAUGAAGACUUUCUAAAAUGGAGGGUAUAUAAAUUGAAAACCUGAAAAUGUGUACAUGGUGUUGAACAUCAGAACAAGUUUCAUAUUUCUUUGACAGUGCAAUUGUAUACACUUCUCAGAAGUAUGCCCUAUUAAGUUCAGUGUCACUUGACUCCCUGUUAAGUGUGUGUAGGAUCUCAGCCUUCAUUAUUUGGAUGGCCUCUUACUUUAACUAUUGAAGAGUCAAAAGUAGCUUGUUGGCGUAAUUUGUAGAAAAAGAAUUCUGUCAGUGGUUCUAUCAGGUCAAGCAUUUUAUAGUCCAGUGUGCUUGUUUGUAUCUGGCUGCCAUAACUUGAGAAUCGAAAGACUGUUGUGAUGUUGCCAAAAUGUCCUGAAAGUUAAUACAGCUGCUGUUCUAAUAUUUCUGUUUAUAAAAGCUAGUUAUGAGGAACUUGGGAAAUGUUUGUAGCAAAGCUAAACAUCUCAUCACUAUAAUGGAUCAAGGUACAGAUGUUCAAACUCCAUUUCCUGUGCCCCUUGUGAGAAGCACUUGAAUUUUCCAUGGCUGUAAUUCUGCUCUUUGUGAUUAUACAGCACAGGGUGCAGAGCAACUCCCAGGUUCUGAAAAUUCUCCAAAAACUACUUCUAUGUAAAGCGGGGCAGAUCAGUGCCAGACUAGUCUGCCUGUAUCUUCUUGGCAUGCUGCGCUGGCUUUUGUUCAGGUCCUCUAGUGCAACCUGUUAUUGCUUCAAGUGGGAAAAACUUGUGGGGUUCUGCUCCAUCUUGCUGGGAGAGUGCUGCUCAGAUGUAGGGUUUCUGUUAGUUGGCCCCAGUGGAUUAAGCAAAAGAGUUAUGCAAAGAAGGGAUGUUGUCAUAUGGACUUGUAGGAACCAUUAAGCACCUUAGUCUCUGUAAACACAGCAUACAGGAUUGCACCAUAUGUGGGUGGCUGCUUCUUGAGCCAGUAGAACAAUUUAUCCCACAGAAAGUCAUUAAUGUUAACAAUUUAUAGCUGCUACUCUAAUGAGGCAGAUAUCCACUAGAAAAUUAUGAACCACAGAUUUUAUCUAGAGUAUGCAAACAUUUCUCCUUCAUGUGCUUGUGAUAGCAGACCAAGGUUAUUGUACACAUUUAUUGUAAUGUAUUAACUUGCAUUCAAACCAGUUCAGAAUAAGGAACAUAACAUCUAAUUUUGUGUGUAUUAAAUGACUUGCUGAGGAAUCUGGUUAGAGCAAUCUUGCUUAAGAAAUAUAUCAGCAUGUACUGGGUGGCCCAAAAGUAGGUAUACAAUUAAUUAAUUAUUUUUUCCCCCUUUACUGAUAUUGUGAAUGAUGAGAACUUGAGUCAAGAACAAAGAAUGUGGAUUUUAAAGCAGUAUACCUACUUCUGGGCCACCCUGUAUAUUCUUGUUCAUUCUGUUUCUAAUAUUAAGGCUGUGUUUCUUUUUUAUAUAGCCUGGCGAGUUUAUACAUACACUAGGAGAUGCUCAUAUUUACCUGAAUCAUAUCGAACCUUUGAAAAUCCAGGUAAAUAGUUUGGCAAAUAGCCAGCCUUACUACUCACACUGUGUAUUUCCUUCCAUAGCUAUAUAUAUAUUGAAUUAGUUCAAUCUUGGAGUUAAAGGAAUGAUGGAAUGCAUUACUCAUAGUGCUUGUCAUUUGCUUAAUAAUAUAAGAACUGCUGAACAUGACCAAUACAUUAUGGAUGUGAUCUCCAUGGGCUUUGAGUGGGUUGAACACAGCUUACUAAAAGGUGAAAGGCUGUGCAGUUUACUGGACUGUUCACAUUUCUGCAAGUGCUGGAGACAAAACAGGCACAAUCUGGCCAAAAUGUGACUUUAACAUCAGCUGUUCUCCAGCAUUGACUAAUUGGGCUUAUAUUGGAGCAUUUGUGGGUAGAUAUAGCAGCAGCAGAGCAACUACUGGCCAUUAUGUGUGCAGUUGAUAUUCCUAAUCAAGUAUAAUGUUUAAUUAUACAAGUAUUAACAUGAAAUUUGUUGCUAAAGUGAAUACCCCUUGCAUAAUUAGUCUAUUUUAUAUGAAUGCCAUCCCUCUGAAAUAACCAACUCUACUUUAAAAUUUCAGCUUCAGAGGCAACCAAGACCUUUUCCAAAACUGAAAAUUCUUCGCAAUGUUGAAAACAUCAAUGACUUCAAUGCAGAUGACUUUGAACUAGAAGGUUAUGAUCCUCAUCCAGCUAUUAAAAUGGAAAUGGCUGUCUAGGUGACUUGUAACAGUGUUUACUUGCCUUAAGGUCCAAUUUGCAGUAGUGCCCUUAGAAGAACCAUAUUUUGACUUUCUAAAUAUUAGAAAAUACUAAAGAUAUUUCGUGAUAAAUUAUCAUGGUUUUCUUAUGGAGUUUGAAGUAUGCACUGUAUCCAAUGAAAUACUCUCUCCCCGCCCCCAGGAUACUUUUUUCAGCUUCACUUGCUGUGAGAGGUUAACUUUCUAGGUUGUAUAAUAGAAAAGCACUUUCUACAAUUUCUGAACUAUGCAAUAAAAUACACAUACAUUACUUUAGUACAUAUGUGUUAUGUAAAUCACCUGUAUUCUAUUACCAUAAUUUACAUAGGUUUCAAGUUUACCUGACAAGGUAAUAAAAGGGAAGGGGAUGCUGUGUAAAAUAUGGAACAGUUGGAUAAGUAGUUGGCAAUUGAAUAAUAAUAAUAUGCCAAGCCCUUCCCCCACAUUCUAGGCUAUCAAAUAGAAAUGAUAUUUCAUUGGGAAGACUUCUGUAGUUCCUAGUAAAUUGUAGUGAUAACUUCCAGUGUCUCCUUCCAUUGUAGUUAUGGCAGAAGGUGAAAGCAGCAGCCUCUUCCUCCUUUAUGAGUAAUUUUGUAUGUAUGAUAUACCCUAUACACCACUUCCCCCACCUCCGACAUUCCUGAAAACAUCCUUAGUAUAUAUGACAGAACAAAACACAGCAUCUAGUCAUCGUUUCUUUAUUUGAAACUUCUAAACUCAGCAGAUGCACAUUCAAAGUGCAAUCUUGCAUUAUAUAAUCCUGUAGUUCCUGGAACAGUGUCAGGAAAAAUGAAUCAUGUACCCUUUCAUCUUAACUAUUAAAAAGGCUCUUUUUUUUCUUAAAGUGAUUGGGAGUUCUAUAGUUGGGGCUGCAAUCUAUUCUUGUUAUGUAAGUGGAGGAAAGCUUUCUAAAAGCAUUAAUUUGAAUCCGAAAUCAUCUUGUAGCUUCAGCAAAACCAACCAUUUGUUGUGGUAAAUAUAGCUCUGGGGAGUUUAAACCUCACCCUGAAAACUUUCAGUGUUUAAGCUUAUUUUAGCUGUAUUUUAUGUUCACAGAGGAGCUUCUGCCAGACUUCUCCUUGUGGAAACUGGUAUUUCCUUGCAGAAUCUUCUUUCAUUUCAGUGGAAUAUCCAGCUGCCUGAAAGAACGAAUUAUUAUUAUUAUUAUUAUUAUUAUUAUUAUUAUUAUUCCCAUUUCAUAUAAAGAUCACAGGGCAGUUUAUAGGAUAAAAACACAAAUACUGUAACGUAGCACAACAACAGACAAAUUUAAAAGGUCAUAGAUUGUUUUUUUCUAUUUAAAACAUUCCUCUUCACCAGAGGUGAUUAAACAAUCUUGCACCUUUGGCUAACUUGCAGCACUUAGGAAACAGGAAGCAUGACUAAAGCUGUAAUGGAGCUAUAUCAUAGUAGGAGAAUAGACACUGCAAGAAGAACAAAAUCCCCAUUUUUCUUGCUGCCUGAUCUUCUACUUGCUGUGGGGUGAGAAAACAAAUAUCUGUGUUGGCCACACCUACUCUGACAUAGAGACCUCAGAGGCAUGACUAACGUUCGGUGUGACUCUUGGGUGAAAAAGAUUAGCCACCUCAUAAUAUGUUCUAGCUACUGAAGACAAUUUUCAUGUAAACUAGUGCAUAGAAUUAGCCUUAAACAUCUUCAGGUUGUAUAUCCCCACCUCUACUUUGUCACUAUUUUGGCAGGUCUGCCUAGAAACAAGCUAGUAUGAUACAGAACCUGUUAACUUCUGUAUAGGUUGCGAAUAUAUUUAGCAGCAACUUACGUAUUGCAUUCAAUAAUGCAUUUUGGUUUGUGUUUUGCAUUAAUUGGGCAUAGCGUUCACUAGGUUAUAGUGAACAAAAAUUAAUGCUAACAUCUGGAAGCUUACUCAAGGAACCUUAAUUUCAAUAGUAAAAUUGUAAAUACAAAGCAGCCAUAUAUUUUGUGGAUUUGCAAAAUCUUCUUGAACACUGCUUCAGCAAGAGCCCUAAUCCAAACUUCAGAAGCUGUCCCGAGUCUCCUUUAUGGGUGGGGAACAGGAUCCUGUUAGCAGAACCUAAACUUGCCCACUCCCUACAGGUGUAUGGGGCCAUCUACCUGUCAAUCACCUGAUAUUACCAUGACACGGCGACCAAAUCUAGCCUGUGGGCUGUUUUAAAACAAUGACAACUUGCACAUGCUGUGGAUAGGAUAUAUGUGGAUUUCCCUCUUGCUUCCAUUAAAGGUUUGAGGAAAUACUUGCAUUCUGGGAGCACUGAAAAUAUUCUGGGGGUACAAAUACCUGCGGCGGCAUAUAGGAUGCAUUCUUGAUUACUACAGGGUACUUGAAGUGUUCAUGUAGAUGGUCAACAUAUUCACACAUCCUGAAAGGAAAACAUUGGUUCACUAGACCUUUUUAAAGUCCUACCAAAAAAUAAAGUUAUUUCAUAAUGACUCCAGUUUAACAAAGAGUAUUACAUUCUGACACAAAGGCUAUUUGAGUAUAAUGUUAACUUAAAUUUGUUGGGCUACCAGGAAAUAUGUAAAGUGAAAUACUGAGCUCCUAAUAAUGGAAGGAGACCAUUGUAACCCAGUAGGUUUACCCCAUCAAAAAAUAUUAUAAAUAAUAAAUUGAGUGUUGUAGCUUUUC
Podarcis lilfordi (Lilford's wall lizard) is the source of this 9141-nucleotide messenger RNA. The record is from the annotation of a GenBank genome assembly. NCBI's taxonomy places the organism in Eukaryota, Metazoa, Chordata, Lepidosauria, Squamata, Lacertidae.